AUGUCUUCUAUCAGCACUCUUUUAAAUGACACUGUCAUCAUUCAUCCUCCAGGAUUUUAUAUCAUUGCAUUUCAAACGUUUCCCUACAUAAGUGUCUACAUUAUCUUCCUUACCUUUGUCUAUGUGGUUACACUAAUGUUCAAUAUUUUAUUGAUCUCUAUAGUUGCUCGAGAUUACUGCUUACAUACUCCAAAAUUUAUGGCUCUUGUCAACCUUGCAAUAGUUGAUUUAAUCUUAAGCACGUGCACUAUUCCCAGCAUGAUUAAGUUAUUCCUCUUUAAGGAUAAUUUUGUUCCAUUCAACCUCUGUCUGGUACAAAUGUAUUUCUACUAUGCUGUUUUAUCUUUGGAGUCAUAUGCACUCGCUAUACUCGCCUAUGACCGGUUCAUUGCGAUAUGUUUACCCUUGCGUCAGAACUUAUUCAACACACUGCCGAUCAUGUUUUGCAUUGUAGGUGCGACUUGGGUGUACAAUCUGGGCAGAGUCACACAUAGCACGGUGAUCAUGACUCGACUGUCAUUUUGCAAUUCUGUCAGAGUGAACAGCUAUUUCUGUGACUAUGCGCCUGUGUUCAGACUCGCCUGCAAUGAUUACACAUUGCAUUGGUCAAUAGCUUCAACUUCUAGUAUGGUGAAUCUUUUGGUCCCUUUUUCUGUUAUUAUUCUGUCUUACCUUAGCAUAUUGGUCACUGUGUUCAGAAUGAAAUCAGUAAGCAAUAGGAUGAAAGCUCUUGCCACUUGCAUUGAGCACCUAGUCCUUGUUGCUGUAUUUUACAUUCCUAUAUUCAGCAUAUUCCUAGUGGGGCUUUAUUUCCGAUCCAUAGACCCCGACCAGCGUGUCUUGAGCCUGUCACUUGCCACUUGCAUCCCACCCUGCAUCAAUCCGAUUGUAUAUUCUUUGAAGACCAGAGAGAUUAAAACCAGGGCUCUGGCACUGGUUCAGAGAAUUAAAACAAGCCCUUGA
This is a messenger RNA of Pungitius pungitius (ninespine stickleback), 963 nucleotides long. RefSeq names its product olfactory receptor 1F1-like. Bases 1 to 963 code for a protein of 320 amino acids. Lineage: Eukaryota; Metazoa; Chordata; Actinopteri; Perciformes; Gasterosteidae. Gene Ontology annotation, cellular component: membrane. Gene Ontology annotation, molecular function: G protein-coupled receptor activity; olfactory receptor activity; odorant binding. Gene Ontology annotation, biological process: G protein-coupled receptor signaling pathway; detection of chemical stimulus involved in sensory perception of smell. The record is from RefSeq and is a predicted model, not a curated record. The transcript has a single exon.